Molecule: messenger RNA, 979 nt
Organism: Didymodactylos carnosus
Lineage: Eukaryota; Metazoa; Rotifera; Eurotatoria; Philodinida; Philodinidae
Source: the annotation of a GenBank genome assembly
CGUUGAUGGAACAGCUGCGGUUGUUGUUGUCAUAUGAUACAAUGUCCAUGUACAAUAAUUACUUGUUAAUUGUGUUAUAUUCAAAUGGGUAAAUAUCUAACGCAGCAUAACACAAACCAUUCUGACAUUCUGCUGCACUAUUAUUCUGAUAACAUUGUUGUACACUGCGUGUUGUCAGAUUAUUAAACAAUGUUAUUAAAAAAAUAUAACACAAUACAAAAAACACAAAAAACAAGAUUUUAUCUUGUUUUUUGUGAGUUUGACACAGUAUUAUUUAUACGUAAGUUCUCGUCAAAACGAAAAAUUUAUCGAACCUAGAUAUGCCACAGUUUUGGUUAACUAACAAACGAUAUAACAAAAAACUUUUUAUUUCUAUAGAUUCUUUUAAAUAUCUUUGAACAAUAUUGUGGAAACAUCUGAAAUGUUCAGCCCAAAGGAAUAAUUUUCAGAAUUGUACGCUCAACAUUUUUUAGGUGUCUAUAGACUAAGGUUAAAAAUCAAUUAACUAUUUUUCCACCUGUGGCGGGGGGGGGGGGGGGNCGGCUACCCUAUAUUAGAAGGCCACCCACUGUAUAAGGCUAUGUUCGGACAAAAGUUUAAACGCCCUGUUAGAAGGUCAUGGCCUUCUAAUAGGUUUGUUUACAUGAAUGAAUGAGAAAGACAGACAAAAUAGUAAAAAAUCGAAAGAGAAAAUCAAAUUAACUACAGCACAAUCGCGGAUAUCGUGCACUAGACUAGUGUCAUCAGCCUGGUCACACUGAACAGUAUUGAUCCAAUGGCAUCAUUUCUUGAACUGAGAUACGUAUGGAAUGAUAACAGUCUGGUACGAUCUCGAAGCAUACCAGGCUAUUGUUUUGAUCCGACCAAUGCCGAUUAUUCGACCAACAAAGAUCCAAGUAUAGCCGAUGAUAAACGUAUUGAAGAAGAAGCUCGUAAAGUCACAGAACAGCAUAAUCGAAAUCUUGACAAGAAUCUUUAA